GAGGAGGAGAAGGGAGGAGGAGGAGAGGAGAGAAAAGGGGCGAGGGGAGGGAGUAUAUGGGGGAAGCGUGGUCAGAGAUGGUGGUUCCGUGAGGAAACAGUCUGCUUAGUGACUGCCUGUAGGCUACUUCUCACACGCUGCUCGCACUAGACUCGUGGAGGGGAGAGGAGUCAAACACCUCAGCAUGGCGCACUUUUGUGGAGGUUUCUUGGAUCAUAUUUUUUGUGUUUCCUCCACAUUUCUUACUUCUGCUGUUUUGUUUUGAUUGGAAAAAACAGGUGUCGGUUUACACUGGUGCGUGUAAGGGGUGUUUGAAUUGGUGUAUGGCCUUGUGUGCGCACGCGUGUGUGUUUGCGCUCUCGAGAGCACGUGUUGCUCUCCAAUAAACUGUCGCCUGAGAGAGAGAGAGAGACCACAACGGACUUUUAAACUGGCGCAAGAAGCAUCCGGUUUCUACACUUUCUUUUUCGCUGACUGAAGGAAUAUAUGAGCAUCGAUAACAACAGUAACAACAAACCCAACAGCCAACGGACCUCUCCCGAAACAGAUGAUGCCAAACCAACGCUUUUGCACCCUGGACUUUUGGGAGCUGUAGAAGACUGAGUGUGUGUGUUUGAGAGAGAGAGAGAGAGAGAGAGAGAGAGAGAGAGAGAGAGAGAGAGAGAGAGAGAGAGAGAGACUGAGCGAGAAAGAGAGAGAAAGAGAGAGACAGCGAUAGAGAGGCGAGAGGGAGAGAGAGACUGUGUGUGUGUGUGUGUGUGUGUGUGUGACUGUGUGUCUGUGUGUAUGUGUGUUGGUAAGGACGAGGAUAGGGACAUGUUUUUGGAAGGUAGCUAUGAGCCAAGGAGCUCUCAACACCCCCGAGUGAGCCAGGCGGGCAUGCAGGAGGGCACGCAGACGGGCACUCCGCUGGACAUCAGGAACCACGUCUGACCAGCAUGGGCACCUGAGUGUGGUGGGCACGGCUCAUACACACACACACACACACACACACACACACACACACACACACACACACACACACACACACACACACUGGACUACGGCUGCAGAAACGGCCAGCCGGAGUGUGUAGUGUGCACACGCCAGUGACAAGAGAGACAGAUAGAGAGAGAGAGAGAGAGAGAGGGAGAGAGAGGGAGAGGGAGUUAGAGAGUGAAAGAGAGGAGAGGAGAGUAGAUUCCGGAUCCGGAACCAUGAGUUCCGUGCCCUCUCACUAUGGCUACCUCCCCGCCGGCGACCGGGGGGCGUUCAAGGUGCGAAACGGGAACAUCUGUGGCUCGCCAUGUGCCGUCAACCGGCCCAUUGACAUCGUGCAGAAGCGCCGCCGCUUUGACGUUGAGAAUGGCUUGUCGGUGGGCCGCAGUCCGCUGGACCCCCAGGCCAGCCCGAGCUCGGGUCUGGUCCUGCAGGCCAACUACCCCCACAGCCAGCGCCGAGAGUCCUUCCUGUACCGCUCCGACUCGGACUUCGACCUGUCGCCCAAGACUAUGUCCCGGAACUCCUCCACCACCAGCGAACUGGAGGAAGGCUUGAAACACUGGGAGGUCAAUUGGCUGCCUCGACAUGGAGAAGACAUGAUCGUCACACCUUUUGCACAGGUCCUGGCCAGUCUAAGAACCGUUAGAAGUAACUUCGCCCUGCUGACUCAUCUACAGGAUCACAAGAGGCAGCCUGGACUCAAGCCUUCUUCUUCCUGCAAGCCCAACCUUCCAGAUGAGACGUACCAGAAGUUGGCCAUGGAGACUCUGGAGGAGCUGGACUGGUGUCUGGACCAGCUGGAGACGCUGCAGACACGACACUCCGUCAGCGAAAUGGCCUCCAAUAAGUUCAAGAGGAUGCUGAACAGAGAACUCACCCAGCUGUCCGAAACCAGCAAAUCGGGAAACCAGGUGUCAGAGUACAUCGCCAACACUUUCUUAGAGAAGCAGCACGACGUGGAGAUCCUGUCGCCGCCCCCCAAGGAGAAGGAGGACAGGAAGAAGCGCCGGCCCAUGUCCCAGAUCAGCGGCGUGAAGAAGCUGACCCACAGCCCCAGCCUCACCGCCGCCGCCAUCCCCCGCUUCGGGGUCGCCACCGACCACGAGGGACGCCUCGGCAAGGAGCUGGAGGACAUUAACCGCUGGGGUCUGGACAUCUUCAAGGUGGCCGAGUACUCGGGGAACCGGCCUCUCACGGUCGUCAUGUACUCCAUCUUCCAGGAGCGAGACCUGCUCAAGUCCUUCAAGAUCCCAACGGACACGUUCUUGACGUUCAUGAUGACGCUGGAGGACCACUACCAUUCAGACGUGGCCUACCACAACAACAUCCACGCCGCCGACGUAGUGCAGUCCACACACGUGCUGCUCUCCAGACCAGCCUUAGAGGCGGUCUUCACUGACCUGGAGAUCAUGGCUGCCCUGUUCGCCAGUGCCAUACACGACGUGGACCACCCAGGAGUCUCCAACCAGUUCCUCAUCAACACAAACUCUGAGUUGGCUCUGAUGUAUAACGACGCGUCUGUGCUGGAGAACCACCACCUGGCCGUGGGCUUCAAGCUGCUGCAGGAGGACAACUGUGACAUCUUCCACAGCCUCAGCAGGAAGCAGCGGCUCUCCAUGCGCAAGAUGGUGAUUGACAUGGUGUUGGCGACGGACAUGACGAAGCACAUGAACUUCCUGGCGGACCUGAAGACCAUGGUGGAGACCAAGAAAGUGACCAGCCUGGGAGUCCUGCUGCUGGACAACUACUCAGACCGCAUACAGGUGCUGCAGAACAUGGUUCACUGUGCGGACCUGAGCAACCCCACCAAGCCCUUGGAGGUGUACCGCCAGUGGACCGACCGCAUCAUGGUGGAGUUCUUCGGGCAGGGCGACCGCGAGCGCGACAAAGGCAUGGAGAUCAGCCCCAUGUGCGACAAACACAACGCCUCCAUCGAGAAAUCGCAGGUGGGCUUCAUAGACUACAUAGUGCAUCCUCUGUGGGAGACGUGGGCGGACCUGGUGCAUCCCGACGCCCAGGACAUCCUGGACAACCUGGAGGACAACCGGGAGUGGUACCAGAGCAUGAUCCCCCGCAGCCCCUCGCCCCCGCCGGAGGAGGAGCGGCCGGGGAGCCAGGCAGGAGGAGGAGGUGGUGGAGGAGGUGGUGGAGGAGGCCCAGGCUCCAGCCUCGGCUCCUCCUCGGGCCUCGACAAGUUCCAGUUCGAGUUGACUCUGGAGGAGGAGGAAGGGGAGGGGGAUGGGGAGGGGGAGGGGGACCUCGAUGCCCCCCAGGACGAGGCUUCUCUCCGAGCAGCAGCAGCAGCAGCAGUGGACCUCUCUCCCCCCUCCUCCCCGACCCCCAGGGCUCGCCGAGGGUCUCCUGUGGGGCUGGUGGGCCGCUCGGUACCCUGCGGGUCGGGCCAGCAGAGGACGUUCCUUCCCAUCGAGCACAGCCAGAGCUUCAGGGGCCUGGACGACACAGCGGAAGAGGAGAGCGAGCUGGAGCCGGAGGAGCAGGAUGCUAACGGGAUAGCUAGCCUGCGGCUCGGGACAUAGCCCUGCCAAAAAGAGACGAGCUCAGGGUGUCACGGUUCGGUGUGUGUGUGAGUGUGUGUGUGUGUGUGUGUGUGUGUGUGUGUGUGUGUGUGUGUGUGUGUGUGUGUGUGUGUGUGUGUGUGUGUGUGUGUGUGUGUGUGUGUGUGUGUGUGUGUGUGUGUGUGCGACUCUUCCUGCUAGUCACUCCUGGCGCUUUAUAGCUUUUGGGAGAGCUCACGAGGCUCACUGUGUGCAUUUAGCAUGGAGUGCCUCAGUCACACACUGCGUUAACACUGAAGAUGACUCUUAUGGAGAUAAAACAAGAAAAACCUCACUUCACUUCACAAACUCUGAUCUUGUUGAACAAGAAUGUAUUUUGUAUAAUCUAAAAAGACAUGUUUAUUUUAUUUUUAUUUUUGUUUUGUUGGGUUUUUUUUUCAGUGGUUUUAAUUGGAGGUGUUGUGUUGGUCUAUUGGCUGCUGUGAGUGGCCAUGCUGCCUGCGUGAGGCCGAAGUUGUCUACAUUUGCUUCAGCCCCACUAGCUACAUGGGGAAAACAAGGGAACUACCUUCUUUAGAGGGAUGAAAACAGUUUGUUGUUGAUUUUUCUUUCGUUCGUUCCUUUAGCCAAGUCGAUGGCAUUAGCAGCCCUGAUGAAAAUAGCAGGGUCUUGGGCUGGUGCCUCUAAGAAGAGAAAUACGUGUCUGAAACGACAAAAUUCAGGCCGAGGCUGUUGUGGCAACUAGGGAAUGGCAAAUCUUUAACCAAAUAUUAGAGAGAAUCCUCAGAAAAUGGUGACAUCGACCUCAGGGUAUUGUGUUGUAAUGUAGCACGACAGUCACUCUCUUUUCUUUUACCCAAAAGAGUCUAAUUGAUGUUUCGAUAUUUGUAUGACAGACUUUAGAAAUGUGUAAAUAUCUUAUAUAUUUUAGAAAUUCACACCAUAAUACUUAUGUUCUGGUUUUAAACGUCAGGUUUAUUUAUUUAGCACUGAUUUGUAUCAUGAGUAGCCACAGACAGAAAGCAUAAGCAAUCACUAAAUGAUACAGAAAUGAUCACCCACAAAUGUUAUGAUAUUCAUAAUAUUUUCCUCAAUCUGUUAGAUUAGCUCCCUUCCAAGAAUAGCCUACACGUUUUAAACGAAAAUUGAAAACACCACUUAACACUCAUACUUGUACUUAUGUUUCCUUGCAGUUUGACUGUGUAUGGCACAGGGUUUUUUCUUUUGUUUCUCUUUUCUUUCUUCCUUUUCUUUUCGAGCAUCAUGCCAUGUAUUAUGUUUGAGGAGGACAGCAGAGAGAGGUUCUGUCCUGGGCUGUGUUUCCCAAAAAACCUUCAUUACAGGAAAUAUACCACAUCACAAAAGUGUGUGCAUACAAUUAUUUCAUAGGCCUAAAUACAGUAUUUUUUUUUCUCGCUCAUGCAAAUAAAAAUGGUUGCGCCAAGUGCAUGACAGUGCUAGCCUCGCCUAGCCUUGCACUGCUAGGUAAAAUAGUGUAUAUAUAAACUUUUGCUGAUGUGAGAGCUAUUUCUGAUACAGGUAUAUUGCCAAAGUGGCAUGUCAUACUACAUACAGUACAUGUAAGGGCCAAAACAUACCAAGGCGGAACGGAACGGUCGCAGGACGGACGCGGUCUUUCUGCUUAGUUUUGGCCGGCGUGCUUUUCUCUGCCUUGCACACUGACAGCGUCGGCGUGCGCGGCCAGUCCUGUUCAAAACCCUCCCCACAGCUAAAGCUAGCGUGCUACUUUGCCAUUCAUUUGAAUGAGACACCGCCGGUUGCCGGCGUGAAAAAUACGCUGGAGUUCUAUUUUCCAAAUGCAGCGCGGCGCGGAGCCGGCUCCCGCGCCGCUGACGCCCGACUACCGCCGGUUGGUGUGUAAGGACAGAUAGGUUUCAAUGUAUUUUCACCGACGCCGGUAAAAAAUGCGGCCGUUCCGCGACGCUUUACCGCCUUGGUGUGUAAGACCCCUAAGGGCCAAAACAUACCAAGGCGGAACGGAACGGUCGCAGGACGGACGCGGUCUUUCUGCUUAGUUUUGGCCGGCGUGCUUUUCUCUGCCUUGCACACUGACAGCGUCGGCGUGCGCGGCCAGUCCUAUUCAAAACCCUCCCCACAGCUAAAGCUAGCAUGCUACUUUGCCAUUCAUUUGAAUGAGACACCGCCGGUCGCCGGCGUGAAAAAUACGCUGGAGUUCUAUUUUCCAAAUGCAGCGCGGCGCGGAGCCGGCUCCCGCGCCGCUGACGCCCGACUACCGCCGGUUGGUGUGUAAGGACAGAUAGGUUUCAAUGUAUUUUCACCGACGCCGGUAAAAAACGCGGCCGUUCCGCGACGCUUUACCGCCUUGGUGUGUAAGACCCCUAAGAGUUGUUGGGAAAUGCAGCCCUGUCCGGUGGACACCUUUGCCACCAGGAGGGCGGCCCUUAAGCACUUUACGAUGUAAAGGAAAGCAAGGCAGACGUUUUUCAAAGGGCUUCAACUGGGGCUGCACGAUUAAGGAAAAAAGUGAUAAUCACGAUUAUUUGGGUGAAAAUUGCAAUCACAGUUAUUAAACAACAAUAAGCAACUGAAUUUUGUGCAGACUUUUAUUUAAAAUCACAGACUGAAAUAUAACCAGGAAUGUAUGUAAGGGAUGAAUAAAAUAAAACAUGUUCUGGCUUGUCCCCUGUGCGAUCACAAUUAAUUUGCCAUGCCCAUGAUCUUUGAACGCUGCGAUCUAAAUCGCGAUUUUCGUUUCAUUCCAUUUAAUUUUGCAGCCCUUGCUUCAACGCAAAUAGUCAACUCAAGACACACUGGGAAAACUGUCCCUGAGAAGGUAGAUCUGCGCACGGCAAAAUAAGCUCCAAAAAAUUAACUUUAUUAUCAAGUCAAGUCAAGUCUGCUUUAUUGACAAUUUCUUUAUAUGCACUGGUUAUACAAAGAAUUGAAAUUGCAUUUCUAACUUUCCCGUGCCGACAUAGACGUACUUUAAAUGGAGACAUAGACAUACUUUAGGUAUUUUAUUAUAUUAAAACAGCAACCUUUCGAUCACCCUGGAUCUUCGUCAAGUGUUUUUUUUUAGAUUAUUUCGCAGUGUGUACACCUUACGUACCUUCUUAAGCUGUCUUACACUUUUGUCUGGCACCUGCAACAAGUGAUUUUGGAUGUGCACACCCAAAAUAAAACCUGUCCCUGAGCCCUGCCCCAAUGCCAUAGACUCAAACCACACGCAGCUAUUUUCAUCUUGUGUACACCCAUCGCUGCCGUGUUUUGCUUAGAGGUGAACACAGGGGUGUACUAAGAAGCUGGUUCAGGAGUAA
Messenger RNA from Engraulis encrasicolus (European anchovy), 6796 nucleotides. RefSeq names its product phosphodiesterase 4C, cAMP-specific b (gene pde4cb). Gene Ontology annotation, cellular component: cytosol; nucleus; perinuclear region of cytoplasm. The record is from RefSeq and is a predicted model, not a curated record. The transcript has 16 exons. Gene Ontology annotation, molecular function: 3',5'-cyclic-AMP phosphodiesterase activity. Lineage: Eukaryota; Metazoa; Chordata; Actinopteri; Clupeiformes; Engraulidae. The coding region runs from base 1197 to 3518 and encodes 773 amino acids. Gene Ontology annotation, biological process: signal transduction.